Molecule: messenger RNA, 1615 nt
Organism: Erinaceus europaeus (western European hedgehog)
Lineage: Eukaryota; Metazoa; Chordata; Mammalia; Eulipotyphla; Erinaceidae
Gene: EAF2
Product: ELL associated factor 2
Exons: 6
Coding region: 338-1054 (238 amino acids)
Biological process (GO): positive regulation of DNA-templated transcription; regulation of transcription elongation by RNA polymerase II
Cellular component (GO): super elongation complex
Molecular function (GO): transcription elongation factor activity
Source: RefSeq, a predicted model, not a curated record
GAGGCGACCGUUAAAAGACUCAACGAGGGGAGGCGUUGGGGUGUAUACCCCACUCACCUGGCAGAGGCAGUCGCCGGGGGUCCAGCCGCCCCUCCCAAAUUUAAGCCACGUCAGCUCAGGAAUCCCGUACACGACACCUAGCACCACCGAGAGAGCUCGGCCUAAGGACUUAACCACUCACAGUGGGACGGAAGAUGGGAUAGGACAUGGGCCAAUCAGCGCCAUCGGCAGGCCGUUACCUGGGAGACCAGGCACGCCUUGUUUGUAACUAACCCAUCAAUAACCACAGAAACCAAUCAACGUCAGGAAAUGCACCUCUUCCUCAAAGAAACAGCCAAUGGAUUCUGAAGAAUACGGGAGGCGUGGCAUUAAACAUGACUUCAAACCUGCAUCUAUUGAUACCUCUUGUGAAGGAGACCUUGAAGUUGGAAAAGGUGAACAAGUGACAAUAACACUGCCAAAUAUCGAAGGCUCAACUACACCAGUUACUGUUUUCAAAGGUUCAAAGAAACCUUACUUAAAAGAAUGCAUUUUGAUUAUUAACCAUGAUACUGGAGAAUGUCACCUAGAAAAACUCAGCAGCAACAUCACUGUAAAAAAAACAAGAGUUGAAGGAAGCAGUAAAAUCCAGUGUCGUAUAGAGCAACAGCAAAUGCGGAAUCCAGCCAGAACUCUCAGUUUUGUAAAAUAUUCUCCAUCUGAAGACAAGAUGUCUCCACCAUCUCUGAUGGAUGAUAUUGAAAGAGAACUGAAGGCAGAAGCUAGUCUAAUGGACCAGAUGAGUAGUUGUGAUAGUUCAUCAGAUUCCAAAAGUUCAUCAUCUUCAAGCAGUGAAGAUAGUUCCAGCGACUCAGAAGAUGAAGAGUGUAAACCCUCUCCUUCUAAUGUAGGGAAUUAUGUCUCAGGACAUCCAACCCUUCCUGCUAUGCCACAGUCUAGGAUUCCUGAUAUAAAUACUCAGCAGAACAGAUACCAUGACAGUAGUGACUUCCUGAUGAAUACUUUAAGGAACGAUUUGGAGCUGAGUGACUCAGGAAGUGACAGUGAUGACUGAAGAAACAUUCAACUAUAAAUAAAAUUCACAAGACUUGAUUUUUGUAUACUAAGAAUAAAAUUUAUAAGGUUGAGAAAAAUAUAUUAAUUUUCCAGCUUUACUCAAAAAUAUUUGACAUGCAUCAAUGUAUGGAGGAUGAUAUAUUGAUGUACAUAUAUUGUGAAAUGAUAACCACAAUAUAUUCAACUGAAUCCACCUCACAGACACAAUGAAAAAAGAAGAAAAUCUCUUGUGAUAACUCUUAGUUACUACUCUCUUAACAACCUUUCUGUGUAUACUAUAGCUCUGUUAGCCAGUUACCAUGUUGUAUAUUGUAUCCUUAGUAUUUAUCUUAGAGUUAGAAGUUUGUACCUUUUGAAUACCUUCCUCCAAUUUCAGAACUCUGCUUCCCCUAGCAUCCUAUUCUCUACCUCUGAUAACCACAAGCCUGAUUAUCUUUUUCUAUGACUUUGGAAUAUUUUUAGGUUCCAUGUGUAAUGACAUUAUACUAUUUUUAUCUAUCUUGGAUUGACUUAUUUUACUAAGCAUAAUGUAAUAAAUUAUCUGUAUUGGCACAAAUAA